GCCGGGUAGGAAACGACAAAUGCCUCGGCGCCUGCGACCUCAGGGCAGUUCGAGGUUCCGCCUGACGAGCGUGCGGCUGCCGACGCGGCCGCCUUACUCUCCUCAGGGCCGCCGCUGCUGCUGCCGUUGCUGCUACUGCUUCCCGGACAGCCUGCCGCCGACACUACCACAGCCGCCGCCACCGCCGCCGCCAGAGCCAGAGCCACGGCACGACCGGCGCCCACGACGUCACCACGCCCCGCCCUCCGCGCACACCUAGCCCCGCCCCCUGCCGCCCGCGCGGCGCCCUCGCCCCGCCUCCCUCUCUUGCGGGUGGACGGGCUUUCCCUCGUCCCCCCACCCCCUCCCCGGGGAAGCGCCCCGCGACGCGGCUCAGCGGGACCGCACGCCAGGAUCGACCAGGGCGGCGCUUCGAGGCCGCGAAGGUAACUGGGUGCCGAGGCAGAGUUGCGCCACACGUAGCGCCGCCCCUCUUACACACACACACACACAUACACACUCUCACACACACACACACACACACGGCCGAGCGUCCACGGGGAGCCCGGGCCGCGAUGUCGAGCUAGGAAGGUGCGGACGAGGAGAGGCGGCGUUUGUCUCCUCCUGCUUGCCGUAGGACGUAGGCGGCUGGAAGCCCCAGAAGUGGAGUGGCCUUUCCCAAACCUGGAGUCGCCCCGCCCCCUCCUUGGCAAGCCCGUUACCCGAACCCUGGGACGGCCGCCACCUUAGGAAAUAGCUCAGGGCUUGUCACUAGAGCCACGGCUGCCUGGACACCCUUUGUCCAAGAGAAGUUAGCUUGCUUUCUUCUCACCCCUGGCUUUUGCGCUAUGAGGCUGCGGAAGGCAAUAAUACUCUUGAGUCAUCUGGGCUGUGCAAGCGGUCACUGUAAAAGACUCUUGCCUCAGUAGGUGGCUUUUUUGCUAGGAUCAUUCCGGGGAGGAAGAGUGUGGGCGGAACCUUCUGUCCACAUGCAGUGCGAGUACGGUGCCAAAUGCUUCACCGCGGUACCUUUUUUAUUUAGCCCUCUCACCGAGCAAGGCGAACUACAAAGCAGCUGCUACCUUAUUUUAGACAACCCAAUUUUCUGGUGCUGAAUCUCAACCAUUUCCUUUUGUCAAGUGCAGGC
Messenger RNA from Mastomys coucha (southern multimammate mouse), 1126 nucleotides. Its product is annotated as protein naked cuticle homolog 2-like. The transcript has a single exon. Lineage: Eukaryota; Metazoa; Chordata; Mammalia; Rodentia; Muridae. The record is from RefSeq and is a predicted model, not a curated record. The coding region runs from base 20 to 259 and encodes 79 amino acids.